This is a messenger RNA of Lemur catta (Ring-tailed lemur), 1221 nucleotides long. It is a transcript of the gene HORMAD2, whose product is annotated as HORMA domain containing 2. The coding region runs from base 1 to 942 and encodes 313 amino acids. The transcript is spliced from 10 exons. NCBI's taxonomy places the organism in Eukaryota, Metazoa, Chordata, Mammalia, Primates, Lemuridae. The record is from RefSeq and is a predicted model, not a curated record.
AUGGCCACUGCCCAGCUCUCUCACUCCCUCACAGAACACAAGGCAUCUAAGGAAACACUUUUUCCAACUGAAAUCACUAAUGAGCAUGAGUCCAUGAUAAUGGUGAAGAAACUUUUUGCUACUUCUGUCUCCUGUGUAACAUAUCUAAGGGGCCUGUUUCCAGAGAGCUCUUAUGGAGAGCGCCAUUUGGAUGGCCUCCGCUUAAAAAUCCUCCGAGAAGACAAAAGAUGCCCUGGAUCAGUGCAUAUUGUCAAGUGGAUUCAAGGUUGUUUUGAUGCUUUGGAGAAGAGAUACCUACACAUGGCAAUACUUACACUCUACACAAAUCCCAAGGAACCUGAGAAAGUGACUGAAAUAUACCAGUUUAAAUUCAAAUACUCAAAAGAAGGAGCCACUAUGGAUUUUGACAGUAUGCUGUUUUUCUGUUAUAGGAACAGCGCAAACUUUGAAAAGGGAACAAAGAGUAAAGAUAUUAAGAAAGCCAGUAUUCUGAUGAUCCGUAGAUUGUAUAUGCUGAUGCAGAACCUUGGACCCCUUCCUAAUGAUGUUAUACUUACUAUGAAACUCCACUACUAUAACUCAGUGACUCCACGUGAUUACCACCCCGAUGGUUUUAAAGCAGGGUUGAAUUCACGCUUCCUGCUCUUUGAGGGGGAGCCUGUCAACCUGCAAAUGGGGUUGGUCUCCACUGGCUUUCAUAGCAUGAAACUAAAACUGACGACUGAGUCUGCCAGAGUGUCUGAUAGGGAGCGUAGACUCUUUCAGGAGAACAACACUACUGAGAUUGCCCAUCAGGGUCUAGACUGUGAUGAGGAAGAAGAGGAAUGCAACAAGCACAUUGAAAGACUGAAUUUUCUGUGCAAUCAGCAAAAUCCUGAGAGCUCCAGGAAGAAGAGGAAGGUCAGCGUACCAGUGAAAGUCUUCAUCCCUUACAGAAAAUGAAAGUUCAAUGCUUUUGCUACAUUUAUUUUAAAAUAAUUUUAUUUUGCAAAAACAUGCAUGAAAUGUCUUAAUAGACAUUAAGACAAGUCCCUAUUACCAAACUGUUUUCUAAAUUUACUGCUCAACUUUUUUAGUCAGUUUACUAAGUGCUGAAUUACUGAGUAGGACAUAGAUUCACUUUGCCACAAGAAAACAAGGUCACCAGGGCUGCCUUGGGAUAGCAUUACUUCAAAGCUGAGUUAGAGAUGAGACACCUUUUAUAUUAAUAUUUGUAAAAGA